Messenger RNA from Phalaenopsis equestris, 1738 nucleotides. Its product is annotated as calcineurin B-like protein 7. Lineage: Eukaryota; Viridiplantae; Streptophyta; Magnoliopsida; Asparagales; Orchidaceae. The record is from RefSeq and is a predicted model, not a curated record. Gene Ontology annotation, molecular function: kinase binding; calcium ion binding. Gene Ontology annotation, biological process: calcium-mediated signaling. Bases 915 to 1640 code for a protein of 241 amino acids. The transcript has 6 exons.
CACUUCUGACUGCCGGAAAGUUAUUGGAGAAACAAAUCUAUAUGCCGCGCAUUUCCUUCGAGUAGUUUGACUUUGUUAGGCCGGCUACGGGGAGGACGCGUUCGAAUUCCUCCAACUGGACGAAUCCGCUGUGAUGGACAUCGCCGACGGAGAUCAUGACGACAAUGCCAUUCAUGUCAGAGGCAACAGGAAAGCAGGAGAAGGAUACGAUUAUGAAGGUUUUAUCUGCUGCUCUGAUGAGGUUUGGGUUUUUUUCGAUCUUUCACAUUCUGAAUGAUUCGAAUGCCAUUCAAAAGGCUGGAACGGAGGAAGGUCCUGGCGAUAUGAAAAUGGCGAAUAUCACUAUUCCGGUAGAAGCACUUCAUCUGCAAAACGAAGGAUGGGCAUUUUCUCGACAUUCCCGGUGAGCCGCACUCUCAAUGGAAGCCACAUCCAUUGGAGAACGGACAUUCAAGCUUGGAGAGCAUCAUCCCCUUCUCCAUUUGAUAUCCGAUAGCAACUCCCGUCCUAUUUUGGGCGGCUUGCUCGCUAGUCACCAAAAACUCCCAUCUGUGGCACUCUCUACUCUCUCCCAUUUUUCCAUUUUUCUCUGGUUCCGCUACUCUCCGCGCAGCAAAUAUACAUAAGCGUUCUCUUCAUGUCUCCGUUUGUUUUUUCAUUAUUUUCUUUUUUGGCGUGCAUCUUCACCGUGAAGAUAUUAAACGCAUGUAAUAUGUUUUCCUGUCCGCGCGACUUCCUUCUACCUAUGCCUCGUUUCUCUCCUAACCGAGUAGCUCGCCGCCUCUCUCUUCCGCUUUCGCACAGUUACUUGCUCGAUCGUCUUAGUCCCAGUGCCGGCACCAACUGCCAGCUACUGAUCCUCUAUUAUUCUAUCCGCCUGCACGCAGCCCUCAUUUCCAUGGUUCUCUACCUCUAUGCAGCGGAUUCACACUCUUACCCGCUACUCUCCAGACCGAAACUCUCUUCCACAUAACCCUUCACCCACUGUUGGCCCAUCUCGACGUUGCCGCUUCAAGUUAAUUUCGUUCGUCAGAGGUCUACUCUCAGCUGUUAUGAGGAAACUUAGCAAGUCCGAGGAGAAGGGAUCUGGAAGUGCUACUCGGCACCAUCAAACACGUGGAGAAGAGUUUUGGAUGUGCUACUCGGCACCAUCAAGCACGUGGAGAAGAGCUGUGACUCAAUCUUUAUGUGCGACUCGAGAACGAAGUCUGAGUUAUGCUUUUGACUUAUUUGAUCUUAAAUGCGAUGGUGUAAUCGAUUUUGAGGAGUUUGUUAGAUCCCUCAGUGUCUUCCAUCCAAACACAUCACAAGAUGAAAAAAUUGCAUUUGCUUUCCGAUUAUAUGACUUGAGGAGCACUGGUUUUAUUGAGCGUGAAGAGUUAAAGGAGUUGGUUCUUGCUUUUUUAAAUGAAUCAAAUUUGUAUCUUUCUGAUGAUAUUGUUGAUACAAUUGUUGAUCAGACGUUCAAGCUGGUAGAUGCUAACUCUGAUGGAAAGAUAGAUCCCAUUGAAUGGAAGGAAUUUGUACUUAAAAAUCCAUCUCUUCUCAAGAAUAUGACUCUUCCAUAUUUGAAGGAUAUACCAACGGCAUUUCCCAGCUUUGUAAUGAAAUCCGAAGUUGAUGAAGAAGAAGUGGAUUAACAAGUAAUGCUUAUGUUCUUCUCAAUUUCUUCUUUGUUUUUCUUCAUAUCUUUAUCGUUAAAAUAUGGAAGGAUUACUCUAACCAAAGACUUUUAAUU